UCAGUGGCUACACGUGUGUCGGAUAUUUUCGUUUAUUUUGAAAAUUUUAGUGUGGUUUUCUACAGGAAUCUUAUUCUAAGCUUAUUUAUUAAUAAAACUAAGGUGGUGGUAUAUUAACUUUCGUGUAUUUUUGGUAAGUAAAGUAAAUUAACAUGGAUGUCAUACCUCCCGACCCGCCUGAUCCCCCAGACCAGGCCGCCCCAAUGGAAUUAUCCCAGCCAUUAUUUUCACAAUCGGCUACCAAACGCCGUCUUGACACGACAGGCGAUUCCGAGCCAGCUAAAAGAACCAACACCGAUGGUUCCUUACCUCAAAUCAAUCAACAGGUGUACACUCACCCCUCGCUAGUCAUUGCCCCCAAAACAUAUAGUGACCAAGACAAAGGCCCGUUCCUAGUUCACGUGUCUCAUAUGGAAACUGAUCCCUCUUCCCCCGUAUUCAUCCAACCAAUGAGAUUUGGUAAGUUUCUGGUUACCAACAGAAUCCAGGGUAUAGUUUUGGACGGAGUUAAAAAAAUCGGAAGAAACAGAAUUUCAGUCGAAUUUGUUUCACCCAGCGCAGCUAAUAAUUUCCUGAAUAACGAAAUUCUUCCAUUGUACAAAUACGUUGCCUCGAUACCGACUUAUAACGUGACCCGCAUGGGUCUCAUCAGGAACAUCCCCACUGACUGGACCAUGGAGGAGCUCGCAGAAACUUUGACAACACCAGACGGUUGCGGCAUUCUUUUGAAGGCCCGCCGCCUCAACAGGAAGCAGGUUAGAGACGGUCAGUCAUCCUGGGUCCCCACACAAACUGUUGUGGUGACUUUCAAGGGUCAAGUUCUUCCUCAAAGAAUCUUCUGUUGCCACAAUUCGAUUCCAGUUGAGACGUACCAGCUUCCAACAAUUCAAUGCCUCAACUGUUGCCGAUUUGGCCAUGUUAAGGCACAAUGUAGGUCGAAACCCAGAUGCUAUCGGUGCACCCAACCCCACCCAGCAGAAGAAUGCGACGUCUCGGAAGGUAAAGCAACUUGUGUCAAUUGCUUAGGCCCACAUUUUGCGGUCAACAAGUCCUGUCCAGAGCAUUCCCGCCAAAAGGCAAUUAAAAUAACUAUGUCUCAGGACAAUAUCUCUUACUCUGAGGCCUCCUCCCAAUUCCAACCAGUCCGCAAGUCCUACGCAGAUGCCACUAAAUCUCCGUCCUCACAAAGCAUCAGCCCCACUUUCCAACUAUCCCAGCCCCUCUCUCCAUCCUCAAGCCAAACCAUCUCUUACAGAAAGUCCAUCCCUCGCACUCCCCGCUCUCACGCGCCGUUAGAUAAGGGUUAUGACAAGCAGGCACACCAAGCCAUUAUUGGCAAUUGUGCUUCUUCCCUUCCUAAUGGUUGCGCUCUGAAUAGUGGAUCUUCCCCUUCCUCUUCCCCUGGUGAUGAGGGCCUCCUGGAGAUGGUCCUCUCCCUCAUCAUCAGUAUUAUUUCCAGUCGUAAAAUCGCCCUACCGUCCAACGUUGCACAAAUGCUUUCCCAAAUCUCACAAAUAACCGAUAUUAAUAAUGGACAAAAAGGUAGUUCAAUGGAACUGCCAAAGCAUUAGACGCAAAAAGCAUGAAUUAACCUUUUUAAUAAACAAAUACUCCCCAUCUGUUCUAGCCGUCUCGGAGACAUGGCUCGUACCUGGAUCACACUUCCGUGUGUCUGGCUACGCAUGCCUCCGGGAUGAUAGAAGUGAUGGUUACGCGGGAAGUGCCUUACUUGUAAGGCGCUUUCUCCGCUAUAGUCAACUUCCCCUCCCCUCGCAUAGUCAGGACAUUAAUGUCGUGGCCGUGCGAGUUUUUGACAUAUCCUUCCUAUCUGUUUAUAUCCCCCGUCCUAACUCUUCCUCCAUUAAUGAAUUACGCUCUGCCAUUUUAUCCCUUCCUCCUCCAGUCCUCAUUAUGGGCGACCUUAAUGCUCACCAUGUCUCAUGGGGCUCUUAUCACUCCGACUCUUCUGGAUCAUUACUCUUGGACCUUUUGGAUGAGUUAGAUCUAUGUAUUUUGAACAAUGGCUGUCCAACCAGAAGGUGUGCUCCUACUCAAAAUCCUGCUUCUGCCGUUGAUGUUUCUCUUUGCUCUCCAAAUUUAUCCUCGCUUCUCUCGUGGAGCGUCCUUAAUAGCACGUUCGGGAGCGAUCACUAUCCUAUUUUAAUUUCGUUACUUGAUAAUAAUACUCCAACUAACCGCCUCCCCCCUCUUCUAAAAUUCAAAUUAAAUAAAGCUGACUGGCUAAAUUUUUAUGGGUCAGUUAAUGAAAAAUUAAAAGAUCUUCCCAACGUUUCUAAUGAAAAUGCCCUUUCUAUCUACCCUGACUUUGUUAACAUCCUACAAUCAUCAGCAGAAGAACACAUCCCUUUAAAAAACCCUUCCUAUAAGAUAUCACCCCCUUGGUGGGACGCUGAGUGUACUGCCAUUGUCAAAAAACGAAAAGAAGCUGAAAAAAGGUACAACCGGUCAAUGACCAUGGAGAACUACAUUUGUUAUCAAAAAACGGCUGCCCAAACCAGGAAAUUCUUAGCCAAAAAGAAGAGAAAAGGGUGGAUUGGGUUCUGUGAGAGCAUGUCCCCAAGGACCCCUUCCUCUAUAGUAUGGAAGCAAAUUAAACGUUACCGUACGUCUUUAAUCCCAUUAAAUUCUCCAUCAAACGAUCCUUCUACUUGGCUUAAUGAUUUCGCUGAUAAAUUGGCUCCUCCCUUUGUCCCAUUUAUAGAUAGUUUCCCAUCCCCCAGUAAUUUCCUUCCCCAUGUCAAUUAUUUAGAUAGGCCCUUUUCCUUUGAAGAGCUUUUGUCAGCCUUGGACGGUUUAAAGGAUUCAUCGCCAGGGAUUGAUGGUGUCCCUUACUCCUUUAUAAUUAAA
Molecule: messenger RNA, 2868 nt
Organism: Ostrinia furnacalis (Asian corn borer)
Lineage: Eukaryota; Metazoa; Arthropoda; Insecta; Lepidoptera; Crambidae
Exons: 2
Coding region: 153-1571 (472 amino acids)
Source: RefSeq, a predicted model, not a curated record